Molecule: messenger RNA, 987 nt
Organism: Entrophospora sp. SA101
Lineage: Eukaryota; Fungi; Glomeromycota; Glomeromycetes; Entrophosporales; Entrophosporaceae
Source: the annotation of a GenBank genome assembly
AUGCCUCCCAAACCAGCACAAUUACAUGUUACUGUUAUUAGACAUGCAGAAACAAACUCAAACUUAAAUCGUAUUUUACAAGGUCAUAUAGAUGUAAAAUUAAACAAAACGGGAAGAGAACAAGCAGAUUUGGUUGCAAAAAGAUUACAAAAAAUUAAAAUCGACCAUAUUUACACAAGUGACUUAUCACGAGCAAAAAAGACUGCAGAUGCAAUAUGUAAAUAUCAUCCAGAUACGCCAGUAACAGUUGAUGAACGAAUACGUGAAAGGGAUUUGGGUAGACUAAGUGGAUUAAGUAUUUAUGAUGCUUUAGAGUUAAUAAAAAAUGAAGAACUUACAUGGGAUGAUUAUGGUGAACCAAAAGAAGAUUUCAAAGCCCGGGUGGUCGAUUUCUUCGAUGAAAUGGUUGCAAACCAUUUACCAAAAAGCAAUAAUCGUAGUCAUUCAAGAAGUUCUUCUACAUCCUCAAUAUCUUCUUUAUCAUUAUCACUUUCAUCAUCACCUUCUCCACCUUCACCAACGCCAACCUCAACACCAAAUUGUAAUGGUAAUAAUAAAGCUAGAAAUCCUCACAUUUUAAUAGUUACACAUGGUGGUACAAUAAAAGAACUCGUAAAAGAACAUGUGUUGUUGGAUUUAGGAUUUAGAGUUAAUAAUUAUCUUAGUAUGAAACAUAAGGCAAAGAAUUCUAGUGUAACAAAAUUUGUUGUAAGAAGAAGAAAAAAUACUUCAUAUUUUGACAGCGACGACAACAAUAAUGCAGUUGAUGAUUACGAUGAUUCUAAUAGUGUUGUUAGUAGUGGUAGUAAUAGUGCUAAAGAUGACGAAGAUACUGGAUCAGAAAAAGCUCUUUGUACUUCUCCUACCCCAAUUAAGAUCAUUGGACGUAAAACUAGUCGUUUAUUAGAAGGUGAAGUCACCUUAUGGAGUUGUGUGUCUCAUUUAUCUGCUCAAGUGAGCAUCGAAAAUUUAGUGUUAAUGUGUUAG